This is a messenger RNA of Uncinocarpus reesii 1704, 1011 nucleotides long. RefSeq lists its product as uncharacterized. The record is from RefSeq and is a predicted model, not a curated record. The transcript has 2 exons. NCBI's taxonomy places the organism in Eukaryota, Fungi, Ascomycota, Eurotiomycetes, Onygenales, Onygenaceae. The coding region runs from base 1 to 1011 and encodes 336 amino acids. Gene Ontology annotation, molecular function: pyridoxal phosphate binding; molybdenum ion binding; catalytic activity.
AUGCACGUCUCCAGCUUUCCGCAGAUGGCUCUGUUCCGGACAGACAUUGUCUUUCCCGAUGAUACCCAAGACCAACGCGGGCAGAUCGUGGUGACAUACGUGCCUUCUACUGGCGACAACAACACUGCCGGCAUCGAAACGCUAAAUGUUCCCCUGGAGCCCAGUGUCGAUGGCCUGCGAGUCUUCGAGGUCGUCAUGCACAAGAGCCCCACAGAAGCCUACGACAUGGGAAAACAAUAUAAUUCCUGGUUUUCCAGCCGCUUUGGCUUCGAUGUCGUCCUUGCUUACCUGGGAGAAAACAGGAGGCCCCUUCUGGGAAACAUGUCUCCCACCACCGCGCAACACUCAACCCAGAGCAGCUGGUUCUCGCGUGUCAGCCAAAGCGUUGCAUCCCUCGCCGGCUGGGCCGGAGGCGACGCAACCGGUGCAGAGGGUAUCACCUUUGCUGACGUCGCGCCGUAUCUCGUGGUUUCCGAGACCUCUUUGCAGAACGUAUCCGCGAGAUUGCCCGAAACGAUGGAUGUGACCAAAUUUCGGCCGAAUAUCGUGGUUUCCGGCGCGCCCGAGGAGUUUGAAGAGGACUUCUGGGCUGAAUUGACGGUGGAUGGCGAUAUCACGCUGACCUUGACAAACAAUUGCGCGAGAUGUGUUAGUAUCAAUAUUGAUCUCGACGCUGGGGCCCCCGGGACUGGAGAAAUGGGCUCCGUCCUGAAGAAGCUUAUGAAGGAUCGGAGGGUCGAUAAAGGGACAAAAUAUAGUCCAAUCUUUGGACGUUACGGAUUUCUAGGCAACGGCUGUGAUGGUGCUCCUAUCAGAGUCGGAGACGAAACUGGCCAGGACUUACGAAUUGAUAUCUCUCGAUCAAUGUUCAAAGAUAAAACGCCAGACCUGGCGUCUCCCUUCCACUAUUCCAUAGCUCCCUUCGCCCAUACACUUCUGCUCCUCUCCAAACAACCCAACAACGCCUCAAUCUCUCGUACAAGGUCCGCCGUAUGCGAGCUGUGGUCAUAG